Trichoderma harzianum CBS 226.95 is the source of this 573-nucleotide messenger RNA. RefSeq lists its product as hypothetical. The record is from RefSeq and is a predicted model, not a curated record. The transcript is spliced from 2 exons. Gene Ontology annotation, biological process: N-terminal peptidyl-methionine acetylation. Gene Ontology annotation, cellular component: NatB complex. The coding region runs from base 1 to 573 and encodes 190 amino acids. NCBI's taxonomy places the organism in Eukaryota, Fungi, Ascomycota, Sordariomycetes, Hypocreales, Hypocreaceae. Gene Ontology annotation, molecular function: protein-N-terminal amino-acid acetyltransferase activity.
AUGACCACCUUCCGACGAUUUCGGCCUGACGACGUCAAUAAAUUCUCAAAAUGCAACCUGGAUCCCCUAACAGAGACCUAUGAGCUCAGCUUCUAUCUUCAGUAUUAUGCCAAAUGGCCCUCACUGUUUCAAGUUUGCGAGGAUUCGGAAGGAAACGUCGUUGGAUAUGUUAUGGGCAAAGUUGAAUCAUCGCCAGAUGCAUACAAAUACUCAGAACAUUACCUUCCUUGGCACGCUCACAUUACGGCCCUGACUGUAGCGCCGGAAGCAAGGAGGCAAGGUAUUGGCAAAAUCCUGGUGGAACAAUUGGAGGCUGCCGCCGAUGUUCACAAUGCUUGGUUCAUGGAUCUGUUUGUCCGCAGCAGCAAUGCCAAGGCCAUUGCGUUUUACAAAGAACUAGGCUACAGCGUCUUUCGUGUUGUCAAAGACUAUUAUGGGGAGCAUGCCACAGACCCCGACAAGGACAGCGAGGAUGCAUUCGACAUGCGCAAAUCUAUGAAGAGGGACUCAAAGGGGGAGCACGUUCGAGACGACGGCGAGAAACACGAGGUACACCCUGAGGAUGUCUGGUAA